This is a messenger RNA of Daphnia pulicaria, 655 nucleotides long. RefSeq lists its product as uncharacterized. The record is from RefSeq and is a predicted model, not a curated record. The transcript has 5 exons. Lineage: Eukaryota; Metazoa; Arthropoda; Branchiopoda; Diplostraca; Daphniidae. The coding region runs from base 36 to 545 and encodes 169 amino acids.
UCUCUUAGUUCUCAUUCAGUUGUAAUGUUGACACGAUGCGUAACAAAGAGCUCUGGUUCACAGUACGUCUUUUAAGUAACAAACUGCGUGAAGAUCAUUCGAUUAGCGAUGGAGGCGUGGUUUGCGUAUCGAUUCCCGCUCAGACCAGCACUCUACAGCUCAAAUACCAAGUUUAUCGAAAACUUAAUUUGGUCCAUAUUGUUGACGAAGAAAAGAUUGUCUUCAAACUUCGUGACCCAACCGGUGCUCUCGUUCCUCUCUCCAAUCAGUUGGAAUCUAACGACAGUUCUUGUCCGUUCGUCCUUGAGGUCGUAGAUAUCCACCAGCACAUUGAAGCCGUCGAUUGGCAAGUGCCUGCCCUGAACCGCAGCGAGAACUUGACGAGUCAAAUCGGCUCACUGAGCGAUCGAGUUGAAGAUUUGGAACACAGGAUGGACGAUUUAGCUGAAGACUAUGCCGAUAAACUAGUGGAAGAGUUACAAUUUCUAUCCAGUCAGACGGCCGAUCUUAAGAAGAUGAUGGUAGCCGAGAGUAAAACUGACUAAAAAUUGUGAAUUUCCCAAUCGGUUAUUAACCCAAUUCUUAAAAAAAAAAAAAGACUGAUACAGACAUUUAAAAUGUAGCGUAUGGACUUAAUAAAAAGAGUGCCACUUUC